UUAGGCUACGAUCAUUGUUUAUCCAUCUCGCCAAUAUAAUUCUGAAUUUGUCGACGAAAACUAACAUAACAAUAUGCAGACUACUGAAAGUGCUCAACAAAAUAUCGUCAGACAUCGAGAAGCUAACGAUUCUGAUAGUUACAAUAAAGAUGCUCAACGUGAAACGGACUCCGUCCUUGCGCGGGAUGAUAUAGUCAAGAAGGAAGAAACAGUAAAUUGCUCAGAUACAGCUUUCAUUACACCAAUCGAUUUACCCAAUCAAUACAAAUGUCAGAAUUGUGGUAAACAAUUCGCCCGAAUGGCUAAUCUUCGCAGGCACGUCUUAUUACAUGAAGACAAGCGGCCUACUGGUGACAAACAGCACAAGUGUGAUGUGUGCAGCAAAGAAUUCAGGUACAGGUCAGUUUUAGAAGACCACAAGAAUACGCAUACCGGUGAGCGACCGUACAAAUGCACUGUCUGUCAAAAAGAUUUUUCAACUAAAUCUUCCCUUACCCAUCACCUGUAUGUCCACAAGAAUGGCCACAAGCACAAGUGUGAUGUAUGUGGCAAAGAAUUCAGGUGCAUGUCAGUUUUGAAAAACCACGAAUACACCCAUACAGGUGAGCGGCCUUACGAAUGCACGGUAUGCGGUAAAGGUUUUACAUCUAACACUAUUUUAACCAAACACAUGUAUAUUCACGGAAGUGACGGUAGAUAUAAGUGUGAAGUGUGCGGUCAAAAAUUUCGUCAUCGCUCAAGCUUAAACGAGCACGAAGAGAUUCAUGAGACUGAAAUACAGAAGUGCGUCUUUUGCGAACAAGUUUUCGACGGCAAAAUGAGCCUCAACAACCACAUGUCUAUUCACAAGGAUGAUAUAAGGCAUACCUGUGAUAAGUGCGGCAAAGAAUUCCUAACCAUAGAAUGUUUGAAAAGUCAUGAAAACACCCACACUGAUGACCGUUCGUACAGGUGUACUGUAUGCGGAAAAGAUUUUGCCACCAACUCUACUCUAUCUGGCCACAUGGCCCUCCACACAGGUAACUAUCGUUAUGCGUGUGAUAUGUGUGGCAAAGGAUUCAUGAUCAGAUCACAAUUGGAAGUGCACGAACGCAUUCAUACGGGCGAGAUGCAUAAAUGUUCCAUAUGCGGAAAAGAUUAUGCCAAAUCUUCCCUUCCCAAGCACAUGAAGCUUCACACAGGCGAAUUACCUUACCAAUGCACUGUAUGCGGAAAAAGCUUUGCCCUUAGGACUUACCUAACUAAACAUAUGUACAAGCACAAAAGUAAUUCUGGACAUAAGUGUAAUGUGUGUGGAAAAUUAUUUCGGAUCAAAUCGCUCUUGAGAGACCACGAAUACAUUCAUACAGGCCAGCCGAGGCUUUUCCAAUGCACUGUAUGUGGAAAAGAUUUUUCCUCUAAAUCUAACCUAACCAACCACAUGUUUAUUCACAACGGAGAUUAUCGUUAUAAGUGUAAUGUGUGUAACAAAGGUUUUCACAAUCGUUCGAAAUUCUUGGACCACGAACGCGUUCAUACGGGCAGCAUGCAUAAUUGUAGCUUUUGCGGAAAAAAAUUUACAUCUAAUGACUAUCUAACACAACACAUAACGAUUCACACGGGUGAAAGUGACCAUAAAUGUGAUUUGUGUGGCAAAGUGUUCAUCAAUUCUGCACAUCUUAAAAGGCAUAAACGCGUCCAUUCAAAUGGAACUCCAGUUCGAUGCACUGUAUGUGGCAAAGAUUUCAAGCAACAGGAAUAUCUCGUAACUCACAUGCGCCUUCAUAGGGGAGAAUCAUCGUGUUAAUGAUCAAUGUGCGAAUCUUUGUUCGUUGAGUAAGCAGAUUAAUAUUUACGCGAGUGAUAAAGGACAUGAACGAAAUGAGUACCGGAAAUAAUACUCUUUGGCAGGUACCAUUCGACUGAACUGCAUAAGUAAAAAAAUGAAAGAUUAAAUGUAUUGAAAAAAAUUGAAAUUUCUUCGUUUU
Molecule: messenger RNA, 1967 nt
Organism: Malaya genurostris
Lineage: Eukaryota; Metazoa; Arthropoda; Insecta; Diptera; Culicidae
Product: zinc finger protein 160-like
Exons: 2
Coding region: 74-1786 (570 amino acids)
Biological process (GO): regulation of DNA-templated transcription
Molecular function (GO): RNA polymerase II cis-regulatory region sequence-specific DNA binding; DNA-binding transcription factor activity, RNA polymerase II-specific
Source: RefSeq, a predicted model, not a curated record